AUGCGGCAGGAUGGUAGGGUGUUGAUUUUUAUAUUAGUUUUGGUGCCUUCAGUGUUGAGUCAAUGCCUUGUAGAUAAACGUGCAACUGAAUUAUUAAAAGAGUCAUUUUCAGAUUUUGAAAACUACUGUAAGUUUUUUUUGAAGAUGUCAAUGUACUAAUACUAUACAACCUCAUUUUUCCAGGGGAUGAAGAAAUUAAUGUUGACAUCAGUCUCGAUGUUCAUUCUUUGAAUAUUCUUCAAAAUAUAAAUCAAUUGGAAUUAGAAGCAACACUCGUUCGAGAGUGGAAAAUUCCAGCACUCCGAGCCAGUCAAAGUAUUUGUAGUGAUAAGUUAUCUAUCACAAAAUUUGGAGGGAUGGUUCCUGUUCCACCGGUUAGAUUUUCAAAUGCCAUUCAUUAUUCAGUUCAAAAGCAUUCUGUAUCAAUUUAUUUAUUGCAAAAUGGAACGUUUGUUCAUUCUGAGAGGUUUGUUCACAGUUUUUUUAUUUCAACCUAUAACUUCAAAUUUUUUUUUAGAUUUAAACAGACUAUUCCAUGCGUAUCAAAAUCUUUGAGUUAUCCAUUUGGAAAUACAACUUGCAGUCUUCUCUGGGCAAUUGAUGAUUCACUAGGGGGAAAAAUGAAUUACACUAUUAAGAAAGUCAAUACAAAUGGAAACCAGGUAACUUUUCCAACAAAAAAAUAAAAAAGAUUGCAUCGACCGGGAAUCGAACCCGGGCCGCCCGCGUGGCAGGCGAGCAUUCUACCACUGAACCACCGAUGCUACGAGAGAAGCUAUGGUGUAUGCUAGAGAAAUACAACGCAUUUCCAUUGAAUUGUGAAGGAUAGAAAAAGGAGAGAAACAGAGUGUGUUCUCUUUUCUCUCUUUUUUUUCCUGGUCAAUGUUUAUAUGCGUAUGUAAUAUAUUAUGUUGUUCUUGGAUUAUUUCGACAGAAAACAUAUUUAAUAUGCAAUUAAUUUGAGGUUUCUCACCUGUCCGUUUUGUUCCUCAGCUCUCGAAGAUUAUGCAAUAAUAACAAAUUGCUUCUAUAAUAUUUAUUAAUCUGUAAUUCUUACUAACUCCGCCCACAUUUGCUCAAUGAUAUUUGUAAAGCAUCAUUCAUUUAUUCAAUUUUCUGAACGAUGGAGGACUACAGUGAUUAUCCAAUUCCGGAAAAUGUGCCAUUUCUAACCUUGGCUGAAGUAUUUGCUGAUUUGUCACCUAGUGACACUGCUUUUUUAGAAGAGAUUGAAACAAAUAUCACAAAGGUGGUGAGUAUAUCUGUUACUAACUUUAUUUUUGAAAAUUCUUUUUGAAACUUUAGUUUCCAAUCUUAUUCCUGAUUUCGAAUUUUUAGGCUGGAGAGUUUGUUUUGUCGACAACAAACAGUAUUCAAGAUGGAACAGAGCUCUCGAUUAUUUGGACAUUUUUCCGUGGUCCAAACAAAUUAUUAUUCCUCUUCUAUCUUCCAUCAACACUUUUCUUAAUUAUCCCUUGGCUUUCACUUCUUCUUGGACCAAUGGCAAUCACAAGAGUUAUAAUGAAUAUGAUUUCAUUGAUUCUUUUGUUGCUCGUGUACUUGAUAAACUUUGCCGGUUUGCCCGAAACGAGUUUGAUAAGUGCUGUAGGUAAGAUAAAAACGUGCAACUAUAUACAUAAAUAUCAAUAUUAAUUUAUUGUUUUUUUUUUCAGAUCUAUGGAAAAUCUUCUCGCUUCUCUUUGUCAUUAUGAUAAUUGUCGAACUUGUUGUUGUCACAUUAAUGGCAAGCUUAGGAAGAACUAGAAAAUGUUCGAGAAACAGAUCAGGAAGAUAUGAGAUGGAACCACUUUAUGAAGAGAUGAAUGACUUGAGAAAUCGAAGAACUCGAAGAACUUGUGGAGUUUGUCGAAUUUCUGCGUUGAUUGUGGAUUUGAUAACAUUUAUUGUGAUGGGAACUAUUUUUGUUGUUUUCAAUCUUUGCUAUUAUUACGAGAAGGAACUUAUUGUUGAUUAUAUCAACAAUUUCAAACUUGAACAAUUGAAAUUCUUUUAA
Messenger RNA from Caenorhabditis angaria, 2014 nucleotides. The record is from the annotation of a GenBank genome assembly. NCBI's taxonomy places the organism in Eukaryota, Metazoa, Nematoda, Chromadorea, Rhabditida, Rhabditidae.